Cylindrotheca closterium is the source of this 1305-nucleotide messenger RNA. NCBI's taxonomy places the organism in Eukaryota, Bacillariophyta, Bacillariophyceae, Bacillariales, Bacillariaceae. The record is from the annotation of a GenBank genome assembly.
AUGACUGUUGAUUCAGAUGCUGCAAACAGUCGAUUGGUGGUAUUUGUUGGCCCACACAAAUCAGCAUCUUCCAGCAUACAAGAAUUCUUCCUCCGUCAUGCCCCUUCUGCUCACAAUGGCACUGGUGGAAAGUUGAUUCAAAAUCAUCAUCCAUCCCUGGCCAACUGGACAUGGCCAUUUAUUAUUCGACGUCGAUCCUAUCAGCCACGAAAAGGGUUUGCUCCAUUAGUGACAGAAUAUGAAGAUCCUGGUUGGGAAAAAACAAUUCAUGAAACCAUUUUAAAUGUCUGGAAUUCUAAUGACAAUCAGAAACAGCAAAUCAUCUUGGGGACAGAGGAGUUGGAUCGAUUUGGCAAGACUCCAUGGUCUGGAAGGGAUGGGCUUGCAGCAAUUGAGAAGCUCAUAACCUUGCUUCAGCCUGACUCAAUUGAUAUAGUGGUGAAUUAUCGGCGCCCUAGAAGUCAUCAAUGGAUCAGCAUUUGGAAACAGCUGACGCGCAGAGAAAAGAAGACACCAGCCUAUUCAGAAUACCUAUGCCGUGAUAAUGCUCAGGAUAUGUUGUGGGAGUAUUUGAAUUGCGUGGCGAAUCCAAUAGGUUUGGCAGGUGCAUUGAUAGAACAAUUUGGCGAUAGAGCUACUAUCCAUAUAUUGGAUAUGGAUGGUAUCUCCAAGAAGGAUUUGGAUGUAUCACAUGUCUUCGCCUGCCGGGUUCUGAAAGAUGUGCCGUGUAGUACCGACAAUGAAUGGGUCGAUGGCAUGCCACAUCCUGCCCUACUGAAUCAAAAGUUUGGUAAUCCUGGAAUCACCCAACAACAGCUCGAUGAAAUGGAAUGGAUGUUCUUACAACGUGAUUGCAGCUACUUUGAGGACAAGUCGUUUCUUCAAAACCCGAAUCUAAAAGUACAUUAUGGCGAUACCAUGCUCCAGCCAUGUUCGGCUCUAGCCACCAAUGGGAUUCCUCGCUCUUCGUUUGCAAACACAACUAUCCUGCUGAAGCUGCUCCAGGCUCAAAUCGGAUGUGAUGGAACGACUAUUGAAGAUGUACUUCGCAAUGUCCAACCAGGUGUGGCAUUGAAAAUAAUGCCAGGGGCUAAGUCAUCGUCAAUAGCAGAAGCACAAUCGAAUGGAGGACUGAGGACAUUGCCUACAGAAAUACAUCCAAGUAAUAUUGAGAUGUCGAGUGAUUUGACACAAGAUGCAAUGAUUCGCAUGCAGCUAUAUGCCUUAUUGGUUGGAGUGGCUGCUUUUAUUUGUCUGUUUCUUCGGCGGAUAAAGCUCAAGCGCAAUAAGUCUCGAAGGCGCUGA